Messenger RNA from Gongylonema pulchrum, 1308 nucleotides. NCBI's taxonomy places the organism in Eukaryota, Metazoa, Nematoda, Chromadorea, Rhabditida, Gongylonematidae. The record is from the annotation of a GenBank genome assembly.
AUGCGUGUGGCGUUGUCGCUACUUUUGUAUACAUCAUCCGUGCACACAGUUCUCGGAGACCUGUUAACAGUAUGCCCGGAUGUGAGUGCUUCUAUUCGUCCAAGCUAUUGCAAGAAAGCUUGCACUCGCGAUGAUCAAUGCAAGAAGGUUAACAAGCGAUGCCUUUGCGAUGGCCCAUGUGGCUUAUCAUGCGUCAAUCCAUUGACGACGUGUCACCCGUUAGUCGAUCUGCCCAAUGGUUUCAUUCGAACUCCGGGCGAUUUCUUGUUUGGCUCAAAUGCAGAAUACGGCUGCAACGAGGGAUAUAUACUUGUGGGUCCCUCGCAACGACGUUGUCAGGCCAAUCGGGAAUGGAGCGGCACAAGGCCCGAGUGCAGAUUAUUGAAAAAAUGUGGGCCACCACCGGAAAUCCCGUAUGCCCAGCACGAUGGUAACUCGUACAGUGGCCAGUAUGAACUCGAUACCGAGGUCUAUUACACAUGCGUGCCCGGAUAUCACCGAUACAAUAGCAAAGGCAUUACAAUAGCGAAAUGUCUGCUAAACCGAGAGAAAGCCGCUCAAUGGUUUGGCCCCGACUUGCGAUGCAAAGCUCGCAGCUGUCCCGAUCCUGGCAAUAUCAUGAAUGGAAUACGCAAAGGCGAGCUGUAUUACUACCCACAUACCAUUGAAAUCGUAUGCCUUCCCGGCUAUCAAUUGGUUGGCUCACCCAAAAUUCGCUGUCUGAGUAAUGGCCAGUGGAGCGCUCAGCUACCCCACUGCAAACCAGCAGAGUGUAAGAGGCCGUCGGACCCGUUACACGGCAAAGUGCUUGGUAGUUCACUAACUUAUCAAUCGCGAGUCACAUAUUCAUGCAAAGAAGGUUAUCGACUUGUAGGUCAGGUACAAAGGAUAUGUCUUGCUGAAGGAGUAUGGGCUGGCAAUGAACCGGUUUGCGAAGAGAUUCGUUGCCCGCCGUUUCCGCCACUGCAUAAUGGCUAUAUCGAAGGCGAUGAAACUCAUUUUGGUGCCGUUGUCGUAUUUCGUUGCUUGGAAGGGAUGAACCAUAUCGGUGCGCCAUAUGCCAAAUGCGAAGACGAUGCACGCUGGUCGCAUCCGAUGCCCACUUGCUUGAGUAAGCUUCAAUAUAAUCUUGUGCAGCAACCAAACAUCAUCAGUGCUUUACGUGAUCGUAAAGGUAUGCAAUGCGCAGACAGCGGAAUAAUCCGUCAUGCGUCAGAAAAGCGCAUGUUACGUGACACGUGCCGUAGCCACCGGCAUUCACUGAGAAUUUUUUCGUAUGAUCAUUCGAAAAAAUUCAUUCUCAACUAA